Messenger RNA from Penicillium maclennaniae, 879 nucleotides. RefSeq lists its product as uncharacterized. Lineage: Eukaryota; Fungi; Ascomycota; Eurotiomycetes; Eurotiales; Aspergillaceae. The record is from RefSeq and is a predicted model, not a curated record. The coding region runs from base 1 to 879 and encodes 292 amino acids. The transcript has a single exon.
AUGCGGACCGCCGAACCCAUUUUCAAAGACGGCGCACUCGAGCGUCUCUGCCCCCCGAAAGAACCCCCCCGCCGAGAACGCAAUGCCAUACAAGACGGAGCCUUGGUGCCUUCGGGCCCUCGGGAUGUCCAAUCUUCGGAUCCCUCGGUGCAACAACAAAUGCAACAUCAAGGACGGAGUAUCGAUCAAAUCUCGAGCUCGGUCAACAACCUCCAAGAUACCAUGAACGACUUGAAGCACUCCUUUACAUCCCUCCGCAUUGAGUUGAAUGGCCCACAUCGACACCUGGGAGACCAUGGACCAAACAGUGGUCCCGGAUUUGAUAUGAUCGCCACCGUAUUGAAAGAGCUGAAGUCCAAAUCGGACGAAAUUGAGAAAUUAAAAUUAGAGAUCGAGGCGUUGAAGCUGAAGAACCGCUUCAUGGAGGACCGCAGACCCUCUGAUCAUUAUGGCCAUCAAAUGAACGUUCAAUUGCCAGAGGUGCAGAGUCCUGGACUGCUGCAGGCUGGACGGAAACGCGCCUGGCCCGACGCUUUCUCGAAUGGGCGAAACGACCAGAUUGCAGAUUCAUUCGAUGAGGAGGAAAUGGUGGAUGACUUCUCACUUGCUGACCUGCCUAUCCACUCGGCCCGAGUCCCGCUCAAAGAAUCUGAAGAAAUGGAGGACAGCCACAGAUACGGUCAUUUAUCUACAUCACCCCCGCUGUGUAUAGAAGGCCGCCGCCAGAGUCUAAGCGCUGCAUCAAAUACCCCCCAGGGGCACUUUGUCAACCCAGAUCAGAGUCCCGCCAAGCGACAACGAAUUACUCAACCUGUGGCAGAUGCACCAAACCCCGCACCUAGUUCCACGAGGGAAGAGGUCGACCAAGGAAGUCUGUGA